This is a messenger RNA of Penaeus vannamei (Pacific white shrimp), 2162 nucleotides long. The record is from RefSeq and is a predicted model, not a curated record. NCBI's taxonomy places the organism in Eukaryota, Metazoa, Arthropoda, Malacostraca, Decapoda, Penaeidae.
GAAUGAUAUCAACUGCCACCAUGGAUGAUUCAAGCUCCAUUAUAAAAAUGCAUAGCACUAUCUCAUUCUGUGUUUUGAAGGAGGAGAAAGUUGAAGACAUCAGUGAGGAGGAUUUCCAAGCAAUAAAAGAAGAAAUUAAUGAUGUAGAUGAGAAUGAUGUCAACAUAAGAAAAGUAGAUGAGAGUCCAGUGUGUGAGGAAGACAGAAGUCCUAGAGAAAAAGUAAUUGAAAAAAACUCAAAUAAAACUUUGAAUAUGAAUAUAGAGGAUGAUAAUGCUAUCUAUAUAAUGGCAGGAGGUGAGGUAGAUACAAACAAUGAAAAUGCAGUGUCUGACAAAUUCAAAAGUCUAGGCGAAAAAACAGACACGUUUAUGUGUGAAGAUGGAGAUCCUUUGGCAUCAUCCGUGCCUUGUGUAGCUGAGGCUCGUAGGAAAAAGAAAUCAUCGCUUACUGCCAAAAGGACACGUAAGAAAGGUGACAAAAAGGUGAACCGCAACAGAAAGGAAGCAAAAGAGAAACAUUUCACUUGUGAAAUAUGUCCCAAGAAGUUUUCUUUUAAAAGUGAGAUUUUACUCCACAUGAGAGUACAUACAAAGGAGAAGCCAUUUAGUUGUGAGAUUUGCAGUAAGUCAUUUACUAAGAAAAGUACUCUUCUCCAACAUGCGAGAAUACAUACACAUGAGAAACCUUUUAGUUGUAAGUUAUGUAACAAAAAAUUUAGUCAGAAAGGUAAUCUAGAUACACACACGAGAUUUCAUACGACUGAGAAACCUUAUAGUUGUAGAAUAUGCAGUAUGGCUUUCUCUGUAAAAAGUCAACUGGUAUGCCACAUUCGAGUACAUACUAAAGAAAAGCCUUUUAUUUGUGAUGUAUGUAAUAAGUUUUUCACAUGGAAAAGUGAUCUAGAUAGGCAUCUGAGAGUACAUACAAAAGUGAAGCCUUUUACUUGCGGUAUAUGUGAUAAGUCCUUUGCAUGGAAGAGUGAUCUAAAGAGGCAUCUGAGAGUACAUACAAAAGAAACACCAUAUAUAGGAGGGUCAGGCAUGAUCACAGGGUAUUCCCAAGAUCACAUGGUAUUUGUGAUUCCCAUGUACUGGACUGCUGACCGUCAUGAAUAUAGGGUUAAUAUUGUAUUAGGACAGUUAUUAACAGAACUGAGCCUUAGUGGAAAUCCUCCACUCUUGGGGAUCUGCAAUCAUUGCCACAUAUACCAUAAACUUCCUAAGCUGGGGGCUUUAACCCAAACCCUCACUUCAUCGCUGUGUUUUUCUAUCAGGAGCUCCACCAGUGGACUUGAGAGCUUCUAUGAGAUAUCGCAGACAAUCUUUCUUCUAAACCCAUGGACAAACACUUACUUCAAAAUGGGACUCCUGGAUAUAAAGAUAUCAGUUAGUGGAACGCUUAGAAGUUAUAUACGACCGAGACGAUUCCCUUAUUUAUUCCGAGGGCCUAUAGACUAUAGUUUAAUGUUUAUGCGCGCUAAGAAAACAAAGGGAGACGAGCAAGCAAACUUAACAAAGGACAUAUACAAAGAGACACUUGUGUUUAUAAAGGCUGAAGAUGAAGCAAAUAUGAUCUCUGAAGAAAUCAAAUGUCCAGGUGAAGAGGGAGUUAAAAACGACUCAGACUUUUGUGUGUAUAAAGAUGAAGAUCCUUUAUUAUUACCCACACAAGAUGUGGCUGGCGAUUGCAGGAAAUUGUGCCCAUUAGAUGGUGAUCAAACAAUACAUAAGGAAGACAAGGAGGUAACACACAAAAAUAAGAACAAGGAAGCAAAAGUAAAACAUUUCAGUUGUGAAGUAUGUGGUAGGAAAUACCGUUGUAAAAGUAGGUUAGUAGCUCACAUAAGAGUACAUACAAAAGAGAAACCUUUUAGCUGUAAGGUGUGCAAUAAGUCAUUCUUGAGAAAAGAUUAUGUAGUGGAGCACAUGAAAGUACAUUCAAGUGAGAAACCUUAUGCAUGUGAGAUAUGUAGCAAAGACUUUUCUAGGAAAGGUCAUCUAGUGAAGCACAUCAAAGGAGUUCAUAUGAAAGAGAAACCUUACCUCUGUGAGAUUUGCAGCAAGGUUUUCUCUGUGAAAAGUGACCUAUCUGUGCACAUGAGAGUACACACAAAUGAGAAGGAAUUAAGUGGCGAGAAAAGCAAAGAAGUUUUCAUCUAG